AUGAUGUACAAGCAAUUGGAAGAUUUGGAGAUGCAUGAAAAAGCGUUUGUUAUUGGAAUCAUCGAGAAAAGAAUCAGCAAGAGGCCUAGCGUGUUGAAAGAGAUUGCUGAAGAUGAGAUGGUCUUGCCGGAGGACUACGACCCGGACGAGAUGAUGUCGAUUGUGUCGAAUAAGGACUUUUUAGAGUUCGAAGACGAGAAGCAGAUUGUGAAGUUAGAAGUGAAAUCUGAUGUUUUCGAAGUGGAGAAAGGUAAUAUGGCCAACACCCUGUCCUCAACGCCCAUGGCCAGCCGAGAAAAGUAG
Molecule: messenger RNA, 303 nt
Organism: Cooperia oncophora
Lineage: Eukaryota; Metazoa; Nematoda; Chromadorea; Rhabditida; Trichostrongylidae
Source: the annotation of a GenBank genome assembly